AACUUUUGCUUUAGAGCGGAAUGUUAAGAACAUUCUGCUUCAGUAACAGGUGGCACACAGGGUCACUGCCUGGAAUGUUGUUGAUCCAUUUUUAGACCUUCUGUUUGGACAAACCUUGCAGCACAGCAAGAGCCAUCUCUGUGUAGGGGUCGUUUGGGUUGAGUGAAAAUGCAAAGAAUUGUAAAAAAGAAGACGUUUAGUUUCUGAACAUAUGUCAUUCUGAGCUGUUAUAGCUUUUAUCACCCCUACAGAUGUUUUUUAUAUAGAUAUAUAUGUAGAUCAUGUGCCUGUUUUUUGGUUCUCUGAGUUGAUUCAGCACCUGUCGUGUGUCAGUCAGGAGAAGACAGACGUGUUCAUACUGUACGAGUGCGACAAAAACAGUAAAAGGCACACAACGGACAAGAUGAGAAGCAUUCCUUAUCUCUUAAUAGUGUCGCUUUACUUCGUUUUUCAAGAAUGUUGGUGCAGAAAUGAAGAAGAACGUCUAAUCCACUACCUAUUUAAGGAGCGUGCUUACAACAAAGAGCUUCGUCCGGUGGAAAAUAAAGAUGAGGUUGUAGAUGUUUACCUGGCAUUGACACUUUCUAAUCUCAUUUCCUUGAAAGAAGUUGAUGAAACAUUACUUACAAAUGUGUGGAUGGAGCAUGGCUGGACGGAUUAUAGACUAACCUGGAAUGAAUCAGAGUUUGAUAACAUUGAUAUCCUGCGCCUUCCCCCCAGUAUGGUGUGGUUACCAGAGAUUGUUCUGGAAAACAACAAUGAUGCCCAGUUCCAGGUUGCCUAUUACUGCAAUGUCCUGAUAUACCCCAAUGGGGACAUGUACUGGUUGCCUCCGGCUAUUUUCCGCAGCUCCUGUUCAAUAAACGUCAACUACUUUCCUUUUGAUUGGCAGAACUGCUCCCUUAAAUUCAGCUCAUUAACAUACAAUGCCAAAGAGAUUACCUUACAUCUUAAAGUAGAAGAAGAGGACAAAAAGAACUUCAGAGUCGAAUGGAUCGUUAUUGAUCCUGCAGGUUUCACAGAAAACGGUGAGUGGGAGAUUGUUCACAAGCCUGCCAGGAAAAACACGUAUAAGAACAUUCCAAUGGAGAGCAACAAGCAUCAGGACAUCACCUUUUACCUCAUCAUCAAACGCAAGCCUCUGUUCUACAUUGUAAACAUCAUCAUCCCGUGCGUGCUUAUCUCCUUCUUGGCCUCGCUUGUCUACUACCUGCCUGCAGACAGUGGUGAGAAGAUGACGUUGUCUAUCUCUGUGCUGUUGGCUCUGUCUGUGUUUCUACUGCUGAUUUCACAGCGUCUACCUGAAACCUCUAUGGCUGUUCCCUUAAUAGUCAAAUAUCUGAUGUUUAUUAUGGUACUCGUCACUGUGGUUGUUCUGAAUUGCGUCAUCGUGCUGAACCUUCACUUCCGGACUCCGAGCACCCAUGUGAUGACAGAAUGGACCAAAGAGUUUUUUCUAGAGCGCCUUCCACGUCUUCUGCACAUGUCACGUCCGGAAAACGACAUGCCUAGUCCGAACGGAGCGUUGCCACGGCGAUCCAGCUCCAUGGGUUACAUCGCCCAGGCAGAAGAGUACUACAGCGUCAAGUCCCGCAGCGAGCUGAUGUUUGAGAAGCAGUCGGAGAGACACGGCCUCGCCACUCGGCCCACCCCCAAAGCCACGUACACAUCCAAUAAUGACUCCGAGGUGUCGGAACAGCUGUACAACGAGAUGAAGCCAGCUGUGGAAGGAGCUAAUUACAUUGUUAAACACAUGCAUGACAAAAAUGACUAUAAUGAGGAAAAGGACAAUUGGAGUGGGAUCGCCAGGACUGUGGAUCGACUGUGUUUCUUUGUCGUCACUCCAGUCAUGAUCUUAGGUACCAUUUUCAUCUUCACGAUGGCAAACUACAACCAGCCACCAGCGCUGCCCUUCAUGGGAGACACGUUUACCUACACAGAAGGAAACAAGCGUUUCUUAUGACCUCCCUAUCAUUUAACCCAGCUAAAUAUCUUCAGCAAUCAGAUAAAUAAUGUAUCAUAGAGAGUUUUUUGACAGCAGUACAAAGCAUGAGACUUGUUUUUUUUGAUCACUUUUUGGGCUAUUUGUGUAGGUUUGAUUACUGAGAUUAUGAAAGUUGUAUAAUAGGUGUGCUAAAUAAAUCUC
Messenger RNA from Triplophysa dalaica, 2146 nucleotides. RefSeq names its product cholinergic receptor, nicotinic, delta (muscle) (gene chrnd). The transcript is spliced from 12 exons. Gene Ontology annotation, molecular function: transmembrane signaling receptor activity; acetylcholine-gated monoatomic cation-selective channel activity. Bases 404 to 1963 code for a protein of 519 amino acids. Gene Ontology annotation, biological process: monoatomic ion transmembrane transport; signal transduction; nervous system process. The record is from RefSeq and is a predicted model, not a curated record. NCBI's taxonomy places the organism in Eukaryota, Metazoa, Chordata, Actinopteri, Cypriniformes, Nemacheilidae. Gene Ontology annotation, cellular component: neuron projection; synapse; postsynaptic membrane.